This is a messenger RNA of Doryrhamphus excisus (bluestripe pipefish), 6066 nucleotides long. It is a transcript of the gene zeb2b, whose product is annotated as zinc finger E-box binding homeobox 2b. Gene Ontology annotation, molecular function: DNA-binding transcription factor activity, RNA polymerase II-specific; RNA polymerase II cis-regulatory region sequence-specific DNA binding. Lineage: Eukaryota; Metazoa; Chordata; Actinopteri; Syngnathiformes; Syngnathidae. The record is from RefSeq and is a predicted model, not a curated record. Gene Ontology annotation, biological process: regulation of transcription by RNA polymerase II; anatomical structure development.
UCGUACAAAAGAGAAGGAUGGAGAAAGCGAGAGGAGCGGGAGGGGGCAGCAAGCAGCAGAGUGUUGGGAUGGGAGGGAGGAAUUUCAACAAAAAAAAAUAAAAAAAAAAUAAUAAGUUGAAGCCAGAAGAUGCUCACGUUUGACUCCCCUCAAUUAUCCCCUCCCGUGAAGAUAGGUGGCGUGCGUUUCAGGGGGCUUCUCCUCCGUGCGCACGGCAAAGAAAAGGAGGUGGAAAGAAAAAAAAUGUCAUUAGAAGAGGCGGAACACGUCAGUCCCGACCCAGGUUUGUUUCCUGGAGUGGGUGUAAGACAUCAGUUGUAAACCUGCCCGAGCAGGACGCGCGCUCCCUCCCUCCUCCCAACCACUAGCAGGCUUUAUUUCUAAGGCUUUAUUAUCACCGCUGGACCGGGGAUCCGCUCACCGCCGCUCUGCAGUGUGUCACCGGACCGUCGCCGCUGCAAGCAGUGCAGAGGACGAGCAGACAUCAAGGGUUCGAGUCCAUGCGAGCCGUCUGAGCCCACACACACGCUUUCCCGAUGAGGCAGGAGAUGAUGGCGGAGGGGCCACGGUGCAAGCGGCGAAAACAGGCCAACCCGAGACGGAAAAACGCAGCUCUCAACUACGAGAACGUGGUGGAAACCGGGUCCGAAACCGAAGAGGAGGACAAGCUGCAAGUGUCGGAGGAAGACCCGCUGAUUAACGGCACCGGAAGCCCGGCCAGCCUCGUUAAUGUCGAGUCAUCGCCACGCACAGAGAACCACAGGUUGCCCACCAAGGAGGAGGACGACGACGAGAUGCGGGACAGCGGCGUGGAGCACAUCUGGCCUGACAGUGACAUGCUCAGUGCCUCAGUGGACGGUACCGAUGAAAUGAAAGAUGAUUUCGAUACUUUGGGGCCCGACACCGCUUUGCAGGCAAUUGGAAAUGGUACAGUCAAGAGCGUGGAUUGCACUUCAGAGUUUGAGGACUUCUUCGCCAAGCGGAAGCUGGAUGACAGCGACAGCCAUGUAGUGAGCAUUGCCGAGUAUCUCCAGCGAGGGGAUACCGCUAUCAUCUACCCAGAAGCCCCGGAAGAGCUGUCGCGCCUCGGGACCCCCGAGGCAGCGGGGCCAGAGGAGAACGACCUGCCACCUGGAACGCCAGAUGCCUUCGCCCAACUGUUGACCUGCCCCUAUUGCGACCGGGGCUACAAGCGCUUGACAUCGCUGAAGGAGCACAUCAAGUACCGCCAUGAGAAGAACGAGGAGAACUUCGCCUGCCCCUUGUGCAACUACACGUUCGCGUACCGCACUCAGCUCGAGCGACAUAUGGCCACGCACAAGCCUGCAAGGGAUCAGCACCAACUGCUGAACCAAGCGGCCGGCAACCGCAAGUUCAAGUGCACUGAGUGCGGUAAGGCCUUCAAGUACAAGCACCACCUUAAGGAACACCUCCGCAUCCACAGUGGUGAAAAACCCUACGAAUGCCCCAACUGCAAAAAGCGUUUCUCGCACUCCGGAUCCUACAGUUCGCAUAUCAGCAGCAAGAAGUGCAUCGGCCUCAUCGCCGUCAACGGCAGGAUGCGCGGCAACAUGAAGACAGGCUCCUCCCCCACCUCCGCCUCCUCCUCCCCCACAAACACUGCCAUCACUCAGCUGCGACAAAAGCUGGAAAACGGCAAACCACUCGGUCUCUCCGACCACAACAACCACUUGAGCAUCAAGACCGAGCCGGUGGACUUCAACGACUACAAGCUGAUGAUGGCCUCACACGGAUUUGGUGCUCCCGGGCCUUUCAUGAACGGUGUCGUGAGGGGGGACAGUCCCCUCGGGGGUCACCACAACUCCACAGCCCAGAGCCCACUGCAGCACUUAGGAAUGCCCGGGCUGGAGUCGCAGCUCCUCGGCUACCCGGGCUCACUGGUAAACAACCUGAGCGAGGUUCAGAAGGUCCUGCAGAUUGUGGACAACACUGUAUGUCGGCAGAAAAUGGACUGCAAGCCAGAGGAGCUGUCCAGGCUCACAGCCUACAUGAAGGAACUGGGCUCGCAAGUGGAGGAGCAAAAACAGGGCCUGACGUCGCCAGGUGGGCCUCAGGUCAGUCUUCCGCUCGUCAAUCACAACGGCGCCACCAAAAGCAUUAUCGACUACACGCUAGAGAAGGUCAACGAAGCCAAAGCCUGUCUCCAGAGCUUGACCACAGACUCGAAGAGACAGAUUAGCAAUAUCAAACGGGAAAAAUCCAAUCACAUGCUGGAUGGCAUCGUGGAGGACAAGGCUACAGAAAACAACAUGUUCACGCCGUACGCAUGUCAGUACUGCAAAGAAACCUUCCCGGGUCCGAUCCCGCUCCAUCAGCACGAGCGCUAUUUGUGCAAAAUGAACGAGGAGAUCAAAGCUGUGCUCCAGCCCACUGAAAACCUGAUGCCCAACAAACCGGGAAUAUUCAUGGAAAAGAACGCCCUUCUGGCUUCUUCCAUGUUGACUGAGAAGGGACUGACGGGACCCCUUCACCCCUACAGGGACCACAUGUCUGUGUUGAAGGCGUAUUUCGCCAUGAAUAUGGAGCCCAACUCGGAGGAACUGCUCAAGAUCUCCAUCGCAGUUGGCCUUCCUCAGGAAUUUGUGAAAGAAUGGUUUGAUCAGCGUAAGAUGUUCCAAUACGGCAGCGACAGAACUCCGCCCCUGGAGCACAAGAACGGCACUGAAAUGGUUGUCGGAACAAGUAACCACCACAGUCCCCGCAAAGAUCAACUGGUGUCCCGAUCGCCCGUGUCUCUAAUCAAACCGAGCGACUGCACGGCGUCCCCGGCGGCGGCCGAACUCCAACUCAACAACAACUGUGACAAUUCCCUCAGACAUUUCAAAAACCACCAGUUUGGCUCCGCCAAAGCCGUGGGUGACAAGUUGGACCAUUCCCGGAGCAACACGCCAUCGCCGCUGAACCUGUCGUCCACAUCGUCCAAACAUUCGCACAGUAGUUCGUACACCCCCAACAGCCUGGCGUCCGAGGACCUGCAGGCCGAGCCGCUGGAUCUUUCUCUUCCGCGACUCAUCAAGGAACCCAAACACGCACUGACCGUGAAGAGCCGACCCAAAGUAAACAGCGUUACUAUCGAGCCCAGCAGCGUCCCGUCACCACGCGAGCACUUCGAAGAGCCCCUUAACCUCGCCUAUCUCAAGAAGGAGUUUUCCGCCUCCGCCAACAACGGCAACAUGGAGAAAAGCACUAGCCCCCUCUUUGGCAUCAACCCCUUUGCCGCUAAACCGUUGUACACGUCACUUCCCCCUCAGAGCGCUUUCCCACCAGCCACGUUCAUGCCGCCGAUGCAGGCCAGCAUUCCAGGACUCAGGCCCUAUCCCGGCAUGGAUCAGAUGAGUUUCCUACCACACAUGGCCUACACGUACGCGGCUGGCGCCGCUACCUUUGCUGAGAUGCAGCAGCGGAGAAAAUACCAGCGGAAACCGGGUUUCCAGGGUGACCUACUCGACGCCACAGCCGAUUACAUGUCAGGGCUGGACGACAUGACAGACCCCGACUCCUGUCUGUCGCGGAAGAAGAUUAAGAAGACUGAAAGUGGUAUGUACGCGUGUGACUUGUGCGACAAAACAUUCCAGAAGAGCAGUUCCCUUCUCAGACACAAAUAUGAACACACAGGCAAACGGCCGCACCAGUGCCAGAUCUGCAAGAAGGCCUUCAAACACAAGCACCAUCUCAUCGAGCACUCGCGCCUUCACUCGGGCGAGAAACCCUACCAGUGCGAUAAGUGCGGCAAAAGGUUCUCGCACUCGGGUUCCUACUCGCAGCACAUGAACCACCGCUACUCGUACUGCAAGCGCGAGGCGGAGGAGCGCGAGGCGGCCGAGAGGGAGGCCCGCGAGAAGGGCCACAUGGAGCCCACGGAGCUACUAAUGAGCCGGGCGUACUUGCAGGGCAUCACACCUCAGGGUUAUCCCGAGUUAGCCGAGCGCGAGGCUAUAUUGCGGCAUGACGGCGUCAACGGAGGCAUCAUAGAGGGACGUAAGGAAGUGGAUGAAACGUACGCCAAGAUGGGACGCAGGGAGGACGAGUUUGAGGAGGAGGAGGAGGAAAGCAAGAGCAUGGACACGGACCCGGACACGUUGAGGGACGAAGAGGACAACGGAGAGCACUCGAUGGACGAUAGCUCGCUGGAUGGCAAAAUGGAAACCAAAUCGGAUCACGAGGACGCCAUGGAGGACGCGAUGUAGUCAGCUUCCCACGUUUGACGUUUUUCGUCCACUUCAGUAUUCUUACCUGCUCGGUUUAAGACGUGACAUUUUAAACCGUGUGCGUGCACGUGCCUGAAGCUUCCGGGAAGCUUUGACCGCUAAAUCAAUGAAGCGGCGGUGACGGUGGAGGGGGGGAAGGGGGGAGAGGUUUGUGACAGGAGCUGCAUUAUGCAAACCCAACAAAGAAUUAAUACAUUUGGAAAAAUGUACAGUCCUAUGGCCUAAACAUGCGUGUGGUGCUAACCUCCCCCCCCCCCGACCGUGUUCCAUAGUAUUUAUAGCACAAACGGUGACUUGUACAAAUUGCACUCCGCUUCUAUAAUCAUGAAGGAAAAAAAAAAAGAAAAAGUAUUGCCUAUGUAUAUAUUUAUAUGGUGUCGGAACAAGAGCAGUGGCGCCCGCGCCCCCUUCAAGUCGUCGGUGUUUGUCGUCACCCACCUUUGGUUCCGCCACCCGCAGCCACACUGUGUCAGGCCUCCAAUCAUUAAGACUGUGAAGGAUGUGGGUCAGAGCAAGAGGACCAGCUCGUGGCACCUCCUUAAGGGAAAAUUUGGGUUCUGGACUUUAUGGAUGCUUUACGGGAGGGGGGGUGGGAGGUGGGGCGUAAAUGAAGGAUGAAGCCUUUGUGAGGUGUUUUUUUUUGUUUUUUUUUUGUUUUUUUUUUUCAAAAAAAGAAGCCUUAUAUGCAAACCUUUUAACCUGUGUGUUCUCUGCAAGUGCCACCCUCGUAUUGUGUCAAGGAAGGUUACUUUUUUUUUUUUUUUUUUUUUCACCAGCUUCAGUAUUAUGGGAUGGUUUACCGUUGUUCUCUGCAGCACCCGUGUCAGUAUUAAGACCUUAGGCAGCAGUUACUUAGUUUACAUUAUGUUGUGCAAUGUUUAUUUGUCAGUGUUACACCAAACCUCUUCUUUUCUUUUUUUUUUUUUUUUUUGGAAUACAACAAAUUGCAUUCAUCUUAUUUGUAGGUUGGAAAAAAAGAUUAUUUAUGUGGCCCAUUUUAUAUUUCCUAAUUUUAUUUAUUUCAUACUGUUGUGUACAGUACUAUAGGUCUUCAAUAUAUAGAUAUAUUUUAGUAAAAAGGAACAUGUGUCGAUCAUAGGGCAAAUUUUACGUAAGAGAGCAUUUAUUGUGUUUUGAAACAUUGUGAAAUGCGAAGUUUAAUUUUAUUUUAUUUCCUCAAUUUUCCACAUAAUGGAAAAUUUCAAAUUUGGGAACUUUUAUACAAUUGUGAAAACACUGUAUUUUCGACUGAAAAAAAAUUCCACUUUCUUCAUCUUUCUUUCCUUUUUUUUAAGCUAAAAAAUGAAGAGGGACUGUUAAAUACUAUGUAUGAUAUCAUGACUGAAGAAGAAUCUUUCCUGAAAUGUCUUUGUAAAAGUAUUAUUGAAUUCUUGAUUUGUAAUUUCUCUUGAAAAUGACCCUGCUCGAAUAAAAGUAGCCAAAUUACAAAAUACCAAACCCUUGCCGCGUCCUCUUUGUUUUGUGGCAUGACACUCCAUCCAUCCAUCAUCCAUUGCUGGCAUUACGUUACAUUUUUGUUUGCAUCAUGAACGCAUCAUGACAAGCCACGCCUCUCCGUUAUGACGUCAAACGGACUCCCAGUAUAAAGCACCCCCCUCACAGCCACACACAGUCUGACACUAUUAAAUAAUUUUACUCUUCUAUCACUUUACAAUUUUAUGAUUUAAUUCUUACCGGAACAUAAACAUAAACACGUCUUUAGUCCGCUCGUCCUGACAGCAACACUUCCUGGUUCUGAGGCGCAUUCAGGGACACUCCGUGCCUUUUACCAGGCGUGUAUGUGUGGUCCAAAUAGACAAAAAAACAAAGAAGAACA